GGUCUCUGGGCAGAGGGACAACGCGGCAGCCGCUUGCUCUUCAAAGCGGACCCGGUAGUCUCCGCCACUGUUGUCGCCGCCAUGAGUCGCAACUAUAAUGAUGAGCUGCAGUUCUUGGAAAAGAUCAAUAAAAACUGCUGGAGGAUCAAGAAAGGCUUCGUGCCGAACAUGCAGGUGGAAGGUGUUUUCUACGUGAAUGACUCCUUGGAGAAAUUAAUGUUUGAGGAGUUGCGUAACGCCUGUCGUGGUGGGGGUGUUGGUGGCUUCCUGCCGGCCAUGAAACAGAUCGGCAACGUGGCAGCCCUGCCUGGGAUUGUUCACCGUUCUGUUGGUCUUCCUGAUGUCCACUCGGGCUAUGGGUUUGCUAUUGGGAAUAUGGCAGCCUUUGAUAUGAGUGACCCUGAGGCAGUGGUUUCACCAGGGGGUGUCGGAUUUGAUAUCAACUGUGGUGUCCGCUUGCUAAGAACCAAUUUAGAUGAGGGUGACGUUCAGCCGGUGAAAGAACAACUUGCCCAAGCGAUGUUUGACCACAUUCCUGUUGGAGUGGGAUCAAAAGGUGUCAUCCCAAUGAACGCCAAAGACUUGGAGGAGGCCCUGGAGAUGGGUGUGGACUGGUCCUUACGAGAAGGUUAUGCCUGGGCUGAAGACAAGGAGCACUGCGAGGAGUAUGGGAGGAUGCUGCAGGCUGACCCCAACAAGGUCUCUGCCAGGGCCAAGAAGAGAGGCCUUCCUCAGUUGGGAACCCUGGGAGCAGGCAACCAUUAUGCAGAAAUCCAGGUUGUGGAUGAGAUUUUCAACGAGUAUGCUGCUAAGAAAAUGGGCAUCGACCAUAAGGGACAGGUGUGUGUGAUGAUCCACAGCGGAAGCAGAGGCUUGGGCCACCAAGUAGCCACAGAUGCACUGGUAGCUAUGGAAAAGGCCAUGAAGAGAGACAAGAUUAUAGUCAACGACCGUCAGUUGGCUUGUGCUCGCAUUGCGUCCACAGAAGGUCAGGACUACCUGAAGGGAAUGGCCGCAGCUGGAAACUAUGCCUGGGUCAACCGCUCCUCCAUGACCUUCUUAACCCGCCAGGCUUUUGCCAAGGUCUUCAACACAACCCCUGAUGACUUGGACCUCCACGUAAUCUAUGACGUAUCUCACAACAUCGCCAAGGUGGAGCAGCAUGUGGUGGACGGGAAGGAACGCACACUGCUGGUGCACAGGAAAGGGUCCACCCGGGCUUUCCCGCCUCACCACCCCCUCAUCGCCGUGGAUUACCAACUCACUGGACAGCCAGUGCUCAUUGGGGGCACCAUGGGAACCUGUAGUUACGUCCUCACUGGCACGGAACAAGGCAUGACUGAAACCUUUGGGACCACCUGUCAUGGAGCGGGCCGGGCGUUGUCUCGAGCAAAAUCUCGACGUAACUUAGACUUCCAGGAUGUCUUGGACAAAUUGGCAGAUAUGGGAAUUGCAAUCCGCGUUGCCUCCCCCAAACUGGUUAUGGAAGAGGCUCCUGAAUCCUACAAGAACGUGACGGAUGUGGUGAACACCUGCCACGACGCGGGCAUCAGCAAGAAGGCCAUCAAACUCAGGCCUAUUGCUGUUAUCAAAGGGUAGCUCCUGACCGGGGCCCGGACCCUGAAGUGGACAUGGACUGGCAUACUCCUCAGACAUCAGACUCAAGCCUUGACCGCUUCCCAAGUGUGUAGCUGUAACUGCCCAUCCCA
This is a messenger RNA of Chrysochloris asiatica (Cape golden mole), 1709 nucleotides long. RefSeq names its product RNA 2',3'-cyclic phosphate and 5'-OH ligase (gene RTCB). Gene Ontology annotation, cellular component: tRNA-splicing ligase complex; nucleus. Gene Ontology annotation, biological process: tRNA splicing, via endonucleolytic cleavage and ligation. The record is from RefSeq and is a predicted model, not a curated record. NCBI's taxonomy places the organism in Eukaryota, Metazoa, Chordata, Mammalia, Afrosoricida, Chrysochloridae. Gene Ontology annotation, molecular function: RNA ligase (ATP) activity. Bases 82 to 1599 code for a protein of 505 amino acids. The transcript has 12 exons.